CCCUAAAUUUGUUUAACAUCUGUCAACCGUCAAAAUGCGAUAAAUGGAGAUGUCUCGUUUACUAAUUGUGUUAAUUUCGCACAUUUUCAACUCAAAAGUUAUGGAUUAGCUACUGAAAUAUGGGUGCAAAUAUUUCCCAAUUGGAACGAGAUAUUGGUUCAGAACAGUUUCCUUGCAACGAGCAUUACUUUGGUUUAGUUAAUUUUGGAAAUACAUGCUACAGCAAUUCGGUGCUUCAGGCUUUGUACUUUUGUAAGCCAUUUAGGGAUAAGGUUUUAGAAUAUAAAGCUAAAAACAAAAGGACUAAAGAGACAUUACUUACAUGCCUUGCAGACCUAUUUCACAGUAUAGCCACCCAAAAAAAGAAAGUAGGCUCUAUAGCACCAAAAAAAUUUAUAGCAAGGCUACGAAAAGAAAAAGAGGAAUUUGACAAUUACAUGCAGCAAGAUGCACAUGAGUUUUUAAAUUUUCUCAUCAACCAUAUUAGUGAAAUUAUAUUAGCUGAAAGACAACAGAAUUCAACUACAAAUAAUGUGAAAUCAAAAGCAUCAGGCGAAAAUGGGACAGCCCAUAGUCCGCCUGAGCCUACGUGGGUACAUGAAAUUUUCCAGGGUAUACUGACCAGUGAAACGAGGUGUUUAAAUUGCGAGAACGUUAGCAGUAAAGACGAAGAUUUUUUCGACCUUCAAGUAGACAUCGAACAGAAUACGAGCAUAACGCACUGUCUAAGGUGUUUUAGUAACACCGAAACGUUAUGUAGCGACAACAAAUUCAAAUGUGAUAACUGCAGCAGUUACCAAGAGGCGCAGAAGUGUAUGCGCGUCAAAAAAUUACCUAUGAUACUAGCGUUACACCUCAAAAGGUUUAAAUACAUGGAGCAGUACAAUAGGCAUAUUAAAGUUUCUCACAGAGUGGUCUUUCCUUUAGAACUUAGGUUAUUUAAUACGUCGGAUGAUGCACUGAAUCCAGAUAGACUUUAUGAUCUUGUAGCUGUUGUGAUACACUGUGGUAGCGGACCUAAUAGAGGACAUUAUAUAAGCAUUGUCAAAAGCCACGGAUUUUGGCUUCUUUUUGACGAUGAUCAAGUCGAUAAAAUUGACGCUUCUACAAUAGAAGACUUCUACGGCCUGACUGCAGACACCCAAAAAUCGUCUGAAACCGGCUACAUAUUGUUCUACCAAAGCCGAGAAAGCUUAUGAACUCUAGUGCAACUCGCCUUAUCGGAAGGGGAGGGCGUUUCCUCUCUCUCGAAGUACAAAUAGCCCCCUCCCUCUCUUUCACAGAGUAACCCAGUUCAGGCCAGUUCCCAGAGUAUAUUUUUUUUACUAACAAUGCAAAAUUGUUAAUUCACCAAAGCGACUAUAUGUAUCUGUGCCGAUGGAGAUUGAGUAAAAGAAUGUGAGCUUUUAUUUAAAAAUUGGUAAAGAGGAGACUCAAAAUUACUUUACAUUUUAGAAAUCAAUAAGCAGGAUGAAUAAAAAAUGGUUUAGUAGAUUACUUACACAGUAUUUACUAUCUGUAUAUUGUAUCCUCUUUUUAUGAAACCACUUUUAACAUUUACAAUUAACGUUUUAUAUUUUUCUAUAUAACUAUUUUUCUUCUAUGUAAAGUCCUGUUUCAAAAGAUUUAGUUAC
Diabrotica balteata is the source of this 1634-nucleotide messenger RNA. The record is from the annotation of a GenBank genome assembly. NCBI's taxonomy places the organism in Eukaryota, Metazoa, Arthropoda, Insecta, Coleoptera, Chrysomelidae.